AUGGCCCCCCACAAGAAGAACAAUGGCAAAGCAACUGCGGCCGCUAUCCCAGAGGCUCGGCUUACUGAAGCAGAAUGCCUGGCUGCCGUUGAUGCCUUGUUGGAGAAGAAGAAUCCGAUGAGCCGCUGCGAGUACUGCGUGGAGCAACAUAACAAGUGCCUCCCAAUCCCGACCUUCGCUCUCCACCAGUUCAAUCGCCUUGCCGAUGCCUUCCAGCUAUAUCGCGACGCCGUCCAGCACGAUGAGGAGGCCUUCUCCAAGACCUUAGCCAACAACCGUGCUAAGAUCUUAGCAGCCGUCCAGGAGAAAUAUACAGCCUACGUCAUGCAAGGCAAGAAUCUCCUUCGUCGCCGCCACCGCGUGGGUCACGACUCGCAGCCGCAGAAGGUGAAUCUCAGCCUCGCCCUCCUUGAGAUCGCGUCGGAGGUCCAAAGCCUGCGCUGCACUACUCGUCUUAGCAAUGACCUCCAGAAGGCUAUCCACCGCCACCUUCCUGACGUCGCCCUGGCUGAGGAGUACGAGUCUUCUGACAGCGAGGACGACGCGGACCGGGAACAUCCCAUGUUCCAACACGCCCCUUACGCU
Molecule: messenger RNA, 585 nt
Organism: Pseudogymnoascus destructans
Lineage: Eukaryota; Fungi; Ascomycota; Leotiomycetes; Thelebolales; Thelebolaceae
Exons: 3
Source: RefSeq, a predicted model, not a curated record